This is a messenger RNA of Seminavis robusta, 1626 nucleotides long. The record is from the annotation of a GenBank genome assembly. Lineage: Eukaryota; Bacillariophyta; Bacillariophyceae; Naviculales; Naviculaceae.
UAGGGUUUUCACAAAAGAUUUUGUUUGUUGGAUCCUGCCGAGUGGCGAGAUCCUGAUACAUGCAGAGGUGUCUCGAGUUGUUGGUCAAUAGCGAUUGCUUGUACUACUUCAUAGCUCUACCUAGCUAGCACUCGUUGACCUCAUUGACAGAAAGGAAGGAAAAAGUAGUAGAAAUGGGUGUUUGCUUUAGUUGUUGUGGCCCCGGCCACGAUAAGAAAACGGAAGCUCCUAUUCUGUACACUGUCAUCUACAACUCGGAGAGUCACUGGAGCAUUCUGACACAAAGGCUGGGCUCUGCAUGGCCUGCUGUUUUUCCCUUUUGUGUCUUCAAUGUUGCCGUGGUGCUCUUGUUGAGUUAUAUCAAUGCUGACGGUCCAAUAGUCUACAUCUCGGGUCAGGGUCACAAGUUCAUCCGAUUUGUCGUUGCGUUUCUCUUUGUUUCUCGAGUUACCAUGGCACUCCAAAGAUUCAACGAAGCAAGAGGACACUUGGGACAGUUGUACCGAGAGAGCCGAGAACUGGUCCAAUACCUAUGCACUUUGACGGCAAAGUAUCAGGAUGAGAAAUCAAGGGAAUAUCGAGCAGAGUUGACAUACCGAAGUAUGUUAUUUCUACGCACUGCUGUGGGUAUCUUGGACUAUCAUACCACCGGCCUCCCUAACUGGAAAGUGCCAGAGCUGAAUGGUGUGGAACUCGACUAUGUACUCAACAAUCUGCUAUAUCAUCCGCAAAACGCACAUUAUGCCAUGCUUCCGCGAUGCGAAUUUGAGGAGAAUAUCCGUGUACCACUGCUGAUUGGGUUGCUGUUGCGAAAAUCCAUCAUCGAGCACACCAAGCGUUUGCCCAAGCCUUUGGCCAUGCCUGAGGAAAACAAGUUGUUUGCUGCAGUCGAUUCAUGUGUCACUGCCUACAGCGGGCUGCGAAAAUUCAAAUCCACACCAGUGCCCUUCCCUCUUAUCCAAAUGGCUCGUACCUUCCUCUUCCUGUACAUCUUCACGGUUCCCCUCGUUUUUGUGAAGGAUGAGAGCAGUAUCUAUGCACAUUGCUUUGCAAUUUUCUUGAUGACCUAUGGUUUCAUGGGAUUGGAAAUGAUAGCUAUUGCCCUGGACAACCCUUUUGGUGACGACCCAAUCGAUUUCAAGAGCCUUGCCUUGGCUCACACGGCAUUUGAAGAUACUUACUUGACAGUUCUCGACAUUGAUGGACGGGAAUGGGCUGAUUUCUUACGCUACCGAAUGAAUGAUAACGUUGGUGACCGUCUUAAUACGGAACAAACCUGGCUGCUGUCGAGUCAGGACCGUUUUGCGAACCUCAUGGUUGGAAACACGCUCUACAAGCGUGAGUCGGAAGCAGCACAGGCCCAUGCUCUGGUAUUGGACGCACAGAUCCGCUUAGCCAGGGAAGCAGAAGAAAAGAAAAAGAAAGAAAAGGGAUUUUUCCACUUCAGGAAUCCCAUGGCUAAAAAGUCCCCUAGGAAUGCUUCCUGAGGGACUCGACUCGACUAGACUCAUCACACCGAUGGUUCUUUGCUUCUUGGUGGAACCAGUGUUUGUUUUCGAUGCGCAUCUAUCUCUAUUAGCUAGGCUUGGCAGAGCAAUCUUAACGACUAACUACUGCUGCGAUUCG